Prunus avium (sweet cherry) is the source of this 697-nucleotide messenger RNA. Its product is annotated as F-box protein CPR1-like. Lineage: Eukaryota; Viridiplantae; Streptophyta; Magnoliopsida; Rosales; Rosaceae. Gene Ontology annotation, molecular function: protein binding. The record is from RefSeq and is a predicted model, not a curated record.
AUGAAAUUUGUCCGCCUUCCAGUCACCAACGUUUCUUGCCCUCCCGAUUACAAGUAUCGUUGUGCUCUUACAUUUGGGUUCAACUCCAGGCUCAACGACUACAAGGUAGUAAGGUUGGUAACGUUUAUUUGGGGGAAGAAAUGCAAUGAAGUGGAGGUUUACAGUUUAAGUACAAACUCUUGGAAGAGCAUUGGUGUAAUUCCUCCUCGGAUAAAUUCCAUGGGUUGGCAUUCUGGACAUGCAGUUUCUAAUGGGAUAGCAUACUGGAUUAUGGGAGAGGAAGAGGAUGAUAGCUUUCAUCUCGUGUCGUUUGAUACUGGCAGUGAGGUAUUUGAACAAGUGUUGCUGCCAGAGGCUAUUGUGGAGGGACUUGGAAGCGUUGAGGGAGAAAUUCAGGCGUACAAGGAAUCAGUUUGCUUAUUGCAAUGCGAUAGAAGUGAGCCAGAGCUCCACGUAGGCAUAUGGGUGCUCCAGGAGAAGUGUUUAAAUAAGAUGCACACUGUUGUUAUUCCUGGAAUGUGGCCUAUGCCAUUGGGCUUUACAACGAAUGAUGAACUCCUCGUGAACUAUGUUGGAAAGAAAGGUGAAAUUUAUCUGGCUAUUUACAAUCUUCAAACCAAGCAGAUCAAUGAAACCAGAGUUAGGUUGCCCAAGCAUUGUUUUCUUGACUCUGAUGCUGUGGAUACUUAUGUUGAAA